Molecule: messenger RNA, 3528 nt
Organism: Sclerotinia borealis F-4128
Lineage: Eukaryota; Fungi; Ascomycota; Leotiomycetes; Helotiales; Sclerotiniaceae
Source: the annotation of a GenBank genome assembly
AUGGCUUCAAUGAACAACAACUUUUCUGGUAAAUUCCCAAUCUUCGCAAACGGAGAAUCCCUAAAUGCACACCAAGGGAAACUAUCUGGAAGUUCAGACUUACGCCCGGAAUACCCUGCCGAUUUUGAUAAACAUGUUACUUACAAACACUCUGUCGCACAAGGUCAAUCCCCCCCAAGAUCGAGGCCGAAUCAACAAGAAAACAAUCCCGAUACAUCACUUUCGAACGAUCAUGCCACUAAUGCCCAGAAUUGGACUCCCGCUCAAUUACUGAAUCCUCGAAGCAUUAAUCAGACCUCGCACGCAUUGCCACCAAAUUCACCACCAAAUUCACCACCAAAAAUUGCACGACCAGCACCUUCUCCUCAGCCUAUCUUCCAGUUUAAUACCCCAGGUGGAUCAUAUACUCCUACACCUCCCUCGAACCCGAACGCGAACUCAAACUCGAAUGGUCAAAAUGGCUUUGCAUCAUAUGCAAAUACGAAUGGGCAGAUGCCGGGAAUGGGAAGUUUUGUGGAUCGCAUGCAUAAUGUCACAGAUCGCGACAUGGUGCCUCAAAAGCGCCGGAGAAUAGAAGAACUAACGGGAGAGGGCAGCAGAGCACAAUUUAAUGGAAGUUCUAGUGGGGGUGCCUACGGACAAUACGUGAAAGGCAAGAGAGUGCAAGGUCAGAAGGAGUCUUGUGCCAAACAAGUGCUUGACUUAUCUACAGUCGACGAUGAUGACGACGUGGUGGUUGUCGGGGACGAGCAGGAUAGGGAAGUUUGUUACGGACGCAUCGAAGGUUCUCAACUCAACGCUCAUCGAAUACCAACACCAAGACCUGGAGCCCAAGUGCUUAUCCCUGAAAAUUGGCCGCAGAUAAAGAUUGUGCUUAGAAGGAAGGAAGGCGAUAAGACGAACAAUAUCCACGCUCUCGAUUGUACUCGGGAAAUUAUUGGCUGCGUCGAUGUGAACACUGCAAUUGGACUUACACCUCUUCUCGACUCCCCAACGAUUAGUGUCAGGACGGCUGCACGUAUACUUACAAGAAAAAGAACGGCCGAGGAUCAGUCAGCAGGCUCUCCAUGCUCUGUUCGUUUUAAUCUGGAUUUGAACAUUUACGGGAAGAAAAAGCACGCUCUUCAAAUUGGUCGGUUCUUGUCUCAGAAGCAACUAUGGCUACGGACACCACUAUCUGUCGAAGCUGGUAUCGAAUUAUAUAAUCCUCAUGCUAUAGAAAAGCCAUUCAGAAACCUACAGCCCGCUUCCAAUACAUACUCGUCCUACGCAUCGCGUUCUCAAGCCCCUGUUCGGACGACGGAGGAAAUCCGGAAUGAUGUUUUGGGAGUUUUCGACUCAUUGCCGAGAUCUGAGAACCUACCGGAGAUGGAACCAAAUUCUUUAAUCACAACGGAAUUACUCAAGCAUCAGAAACAAGGUCUUCAUUUCAUGACGAACAGGGAGAAGGAACGAAAUUACGAGAUGCAGGACAAGUGCGAUUUGUGGAAGCUUAGCCACGGAAAUAAUGGUCAGAAAAUAUAUUACAAUGUCAUCACUGGCGACCAGGAACGCAAAAGUCCACCACAAGUUCUUGGUGGCAUUCUUGCUGAUAUGAUGGGACUUGGCAAAACUCUUAGCAUUCUCUCCUUGGUAGUUACGACGCUUGAUGAUGCCAAAGAUUGGGCGGAGCGAAAACCAUCCCAAUCCGAUCAAAGAGAGCAGCCAGUCGCCAAAUCGGGCAAAGCAGUGUCACAACCCAAAGUCGAGCCCACAACUCUCGCUCUGAAUUGCAAAACUACCCUUCUAGUUGCCCCACUGAGUGUUAUAUCAAAUUGGGAAGAUCAGAUUAAGGCACAUGUCCAACCCGGUGCCCUGAAAUACUACAUCUAUCACGGCGCCAACCGCAUCAAGGAUGUCAAGAAAUUAUCAGAAUACGAUGUUGUCAUAACUACUUAUGGUUCUGUAGCCAGCGAAUGCAACAACAGGAACAAAAAGAAAGAUGGGAAGUAUCCUCUCGAAGAGAUGAAUUGGUUCCGAAUUGUACUUGAUGAAGCUCAUAUGAUUCGAGAACAAUCAACUUUGCAGUUCAAAGCCAUUUGUCGACUUUCAGCACAGCGUCGAUGGGCAUGCACGGGUACGCCAGUUCAGAAUCGACUCGAGGACUUGGGUGCCCUGAUGAAUUUUCUUCGCGUCAAACCCUUUGACGGAAGCGGAUUCGCGCAACAUAUUCUAUCUCCCUUCAAAAUUUGCGACCCUGAGAUCAUUCCCAAACUUCGGUUACUUGUUGAUAGCAUUACUCUUCGUCGACUGAAGGACAAAAUUGAUCUUCCCAAGCGUCAUGAUCAAAUUGCCAGGCUCGACUUCAGUGAUGAAGAGCGAAUGAUCUAUGACAUAUUUGAAAAAAAUGCGACAGAUAGGCUUAAAGUCAUCACUAGUCAGGGAGAGAGUGCUUUGGGUGGCAAGACCUUUCACCAUAUUCUUCAAUCAAUAUUGCGUCUUCGUCAAGUCUGUGCUCAUGGCAAGGACCUAUUGAGUGCUGAGGAUCUGAAGAUAAUGAACGGCCUUAGUAAGGACUCCGCUAUCGACCUCGAUAGCGAAGAAUAUGAAGAUCGUGAUGGAAUGACACCCAAGCAAGCGUAUGAUAUGUUCAAGUUGAUGAAGGAAACUGGUUCUGAUAGUUGCUUGAUGUGCAAUCGAAAGAUUGGUCCUCAGGAUGUUGUUGAUUCUGAUGGCGAUUCUAAAGAUGAGGUUAUUGGUUACAUGACACCUUGUUUCCAUAUUAUUUGUGGUUUUUGUAUUGGUACCUACAAAUUCCAAUUGGAGGAGAUGGCUUUUGGGGGUUCUUUGGUCGGAUGUCCUACCUGCCAUCAGCAAAUCUCUCCUUCUAUAUUUCCUCUCAAGCAAGAAGAAGUAGACAAGGAAGAGGAAUCACGACUGAAGACCAAGGAGUGCGCAAAAGCAGGCAAGGAUCUAUCAAAUUAUGGUGGGCCUCAUACUAAAACAAUAGCUUUACUUCAUGAUCUUCUGGAAUCCAGAAGGGAUUCAGAGGCAAACCCUGACGAACCACCGAUUAAAAGUGUUGUCUUCUCCGGUUGGACAACUCAUCUAGACCUCAUUCAAUUCGCCUUGCAGGAGAACAAUAUUUCUUACACUCGUCUCGAUGGCAAGAUGUCCCGCGUGGCCCGCUCAGUCGCCAUGGAGAAGUUUCGCGAAGAUCCAAUGAUCGUUGUUAUCCUAGUGUCAAUCGCUGCCGGUGGCCUUGGUCUCAAUCUCACCACAGCUAAUAAGGUCUAUGUCAUGGAACCUCAAUUCAACCCCGCAGCGGAAGCUCAAGCUAUUGAUCGUGUGCAUAGACUGGGUCAAAAGAGAGAAGUACAGACAGUACGGUUCAUUAUGAAUAACAGCUUCGAGGAAAAAAUGUUGCAAAUUCAAGACAAGAAACAAAAGUUGGCGAGCUUGAGCAUGGACUCUCAGAAGGGAAAGUUAGACAAGAAGGAGGCGUCAGUUAGGAGAUUGGAAGAGCUAAAGGAUUUGUUUAGGAAGUAG